Messenger RNA from Dothidotthia symphoricarpi CBS 119687, 1337 nucleotides. RefSeq lists its product as uncharacterized. The transcript has 3 exons. Gene Ontology annotation, molecular function: protein binding. The record is from RefSeq and is a predicted model, not a curated record. NCBI's taxonomy places the organism in Eukaryota, Fungi, Ascomycota, Dothideomycetes, Pleosporales, Dothidotthiaceae. Bases 54 to 1292 code for a protein of 412 amino acids.
UUCAAUCUCAACUUCCACAAACCACUCUCUACCGGCUCUGUCGAGAGGACAUUAUGGAGUCUACGAAUCACGCGGGUGUCGAAUGCCUCCAAGGCAAACAUACAACCGCUGAUGUGAUGAAACCAAUGACGGUCGACAAAGCGAAGAAAGUCUCAAGGACUGUCAAAGGUUCUACAGUCACUACGACGGCGGUGGAGAAUACCGAGAAGCCUUGCCACUUCCUCGAACUUCCACCGGAACUUCGUAACCGAAUCUACCACUAUGCUGACGAGGAAUUCGAAGAUCUUGAAUACCUACCUCUUCUCCGCCCUAGGAGUUUAUAUUCCCCAAAACCUUCGUGGAAGUUCUUCGGACUCGUCCAGAGCUGUAAACAAAUCCGCGCAGAGUACCGUCCGCUCUGGCUCAGCAACUCUCGAGUCCGAGUUCAACCUGAAAAUCUAGGUCCGUUCGUCGACGCUUUUUUCCCUGAUCUUACGGGUUUGAAGCAAGCGCCGGGGCUGCUAGAGAUCUCUUGGACUCAUCGCGAUAAUUACGAAUAUGUCUUGGACAUGGAAGUUGACUUAUACCACGGAUAUGAUAGGGACAUCAUAGAGCAACAAACCACCGAUCUCACGCCGCUUCUACGACUACAUGCCAAUUGUCCUUCGUUCCACAGCGAGUUUGUCCCACACAAACUUAUGCAUGGAUGGUCACCUGGCGAUAUGUGUGACGACUGCGCGAAAGAUGGUUGGGACUCUGCCGACGAAGAAGAUAUCAUGGCAUUUCGGGAUGAGUGCCCGUGUCAAGAGGUAGAUAGGGAGAACUGGGAGAACGAGAAGCAUGGAGAGAUGGAUUACGUGCAAAUUAUCGAACGCUUUCUCUCAAACACCAACGAAGCGUGGCUCAAGGACAUACAAGAACAUCGAGUAGAGGUUAGUUGUUUCUGGACCUUGUGUGGAGCUAGUGGAGAUGGCAUGAAAGAGGGUGGGCCGUGGACGCCUAUGACCGAGACGUGGGUUUUCAGGAUUCGCUUCCACAGAGACAGUGUUCCAAAGGUCUUACUUCAAGACAACCCAAGAAAGGCCGUAUUGGAGUAUCUCAAAGAUCGAGAUUUCACCGCCUAUGCACAGAGUGUGAACUGGUACCAGGUAAAGAUAUCGGUCGAAUUCCAGACCAAGUACAACCCAAAAAUCCAUUUUGGGCCAGACGAAACUCCCGACAAUAAUGGAUACGUACAUCACGACGUUGGUUUCUUGCUGCUCAUGUAUAAUCAAGACACAGAUGAGAUACAUCCAAACCCGGCAGUCUCAUGAUAAGCUUCGAGGAGGUUCAAAACGAACAAUAGCAGUACAUAAUAG